AUGGACAAUGGGAUGGUCUCUGACUUUAUCAUGAUCAAAAACUUCUUCCUCUUCUGCAUUUCCAUGAGUUUAGCCAGCCACCUUGGCUUCUCGCAAACACCAACAGCACCGGGAAAAGAGGACACCAAUGACAACAUCACGAUAUUCACCAGGAUCUUGGAUGGGCUGCUGGACGGCUACGACAACCGACUGCGCCCAGGACUGGGAGAGAGAAUUACUCAGGUGAAAACAGACAUCUAUGUUACAAGUUUUGGUCCUGUGUCAGACACAGAAAUGGAAUACACCAUUGAUGUUUUUUUCCGACAAAGCUGGAAAGAUGAAAGGCUGCGAUUCAAAGGACCUAUGCAACGCCUCCCUCUUAACAACCUUCUUGCCAGCAAGAUUUGGACCCCAGACACUUUUUUCCACAAUGGCAAGAAGUCUAUUGCUCACAACAUGACAACCCCAAACAAACUUCUGCGCCUGGAGGAUGAUGGCACUCUGCUGUACACCAUGAGACUGACUAUCUCUGCUGAAUGUCCCAUGCAGCUUGAAGAUUUCCCCAUGGAUGCUCAUGCUUGCCCAUUAAAAUUUGGAAGCUAUGCUUACCCCAAUUCUGAAGUGAUCUACGUGUGGACUAAUAGCACCACAACAUCUGUGGUGGUGGCUGAAGAUGGCUCUCGACUUAACCAGUAUCACCUGAUGGGACAAACUGUAGGAACUGAAAACAUCAGUACCAGUACAGGUGAAUACACUAUUAUGACAGCCCAUUUUCAUCUGAAAAGAAAAAUUGGUUAUUUUGUCAUCCAAACGUACCUUCCUUGCAUUAUGACUGUGAUCUUAUCGCAAGUGUCAUUUUGGCUAAACAGAGAAUCUGUUCCUGCUAGGACUGUCUUUGGAGUAACAACAGUCCUCACCAUGACCACCUUAAGUAUCAGUGCCCGUAACUCUUUGCCAAAAGUGGCCUACGCUACUGCAAUGGACUGGUUCAUAGCUGUCUGCUAUGCCUUUGUGUUUUCUGCAUUGAUUGAAUUUGCAACAGUCAACUAUUUCACCAAGAGGAGCUGGGCAUGGGAUGGCAAAAAAGCCCUGGAAGCUGCUAAAAUCAAGAAAAAAGAGCGUGCAUUGCUGGCAAAUAAACCUACUAAUACUUACAGCACUGGGAAGCUGACCCCUGCACCAAACAUGCCAAAGGACUCAGCCCCAUCUGUCAUCUCAAACACUGCACCUGCUCCAGCAAAGUCUGCAGAAGAAAAGCCCGCUGAAAGCAAAAAGACUUACAACAGCAUCAGUAAGAUUGACAAAAUGUCUCGGAUAAUUUUUCCAGUGCUGUUUGGAACUUUUAACUUAGUAUACUGGGCCACAUAUUUGAAUAGGGAGCCUGUCAUUAAAGGUGCCAAUUCUGCAAAAUAA
This is a messenger RNA of Indicator indicator, 1392 nucleotides long. RefSeq names its product gamma-aminobutyric acid type A receptor subunit alpha5 (gene GABRA5). Bases 1 to 1392 code for a protein of 463 amino acids. The record is from RefSeq and is a predicted model, not a curated record. Gene Ontology annotation, biological process: nervous system process; chloride transport; monoatomic ion transmembrane transport. NCBI's taxonomy places the organism in Eukaryota, Metazoa, Chordata, Aves, Piciformes, Indicatoridae. The transcript is spliced from 9 exons. Gene Ontology annotation, molecular function: benzodiazepine receptor activity; GABA-gated chloride ion channel activity; inhibitory extracellular ligand-gated monoatomic ion channel activity. Gene Ontology annotation, cellular component: GABA-A receptor complex; synapse; postsynapse.